Biomphalaria glabrata is the source of this 4132-nucleotide messenger RNA. Its product is annotated as RING finger protein 11-like. The record is from RefSeq and is a predicted model, not a curated record. The coding region runs from base 108 to 566 and encodes 152 amino acids. Lineage: Eukaryota; Metazoa; Mollusca; Gastropoda; Planorbidae. The transcript is spliced from 3 exons.
GGCUUGUUUUGGUUUGUUCGAGGGGGGGUAAAAUGACGUCAUACCCUACCUAAACAAUUGAUAUCCGUUGACAUAUCGAACAAAGGAAAUAGCCUAAAACGUUUAAGAUGGGAAACUGUUUUAAAUCCUCAAAUAACGACGACAUUUCUCUGCUUCGAGGUAACGAUAGUCAUGAUUCAGCAUUAGAACCAACGCCGUUCGUUGAACCACCUCCACCAUACAGAACUCAGCCAGAACUGCAGAAUCGUAUGCCAAUAUAUCAUCCUUCCCCUGGAGUGAGCAGAACAGCUACUCAGUUAACUGAAGAUGAACAAAUUAAAAUAGCUCAGAGACUUGGACUAAUAAAUCAUCUACCAACUGGAAAAUAUGAUGGAACUAACAGAAAAGCCAAAGAGUGUGUCAUUUGCAUGAAUGAAUUUUGCUUUGGGGAGCAGUUAAGAUUUCUUCCAUGCUUACACACUUAUCAUAAAGAGUGUAUAGAUGAUUGGCUGAUGAGAUCAUUCACAUGUCCAAGUUGUAUGGAGCCUGUGGAUGCUGCACUGUUGACUACCUAUCAGACAAGCUGAUUGUUCACUGGAAGUGCUUGUUAGAAACUGUUCCUUAGUAGGCUGAUUUCUUUCAUAAAAUUGUGUGCUCUGUGAUCACAUCUCCAAUAAUUCAAAUCUACUUUCAUCAACAGAUUGAUGAAUUUUAAAAGCUUAUUCCUUUUAGCCUACAAGUGAUCCAGUAAAACUCUUUUCAUCAGUUCUACAUUAUCUAUAGUGCUGUUUUAAGAUUUAUAAAAAAAUGAACUAGGCUUCUUUUUACUGUUGGAAAGUUUAGAAAUCUAGUAGUACUUUUACAAACAUGAAAUAAAGAUUAAAUUGGGAUGAAGAUUUCAAUUUUUUAUGGUACUUAUAUGAGCUUCUGAUACAUAGUAACAUUUAAAAAGUUUUAUAGCUAAUGACACAUGUCAUUGUCAUUCAUAACUUUUCAAUUGCUAAUGCAAUUAUGCCUGCUUUUUUUUGCUUAUAUUUUCCUUUCUAAAUGUUAAAACCUAUACAUGAAUGGAUAAUGGGAUGCAUGAAAGUGCACAAAGCCUUGAUCCUAAUUAUAGAAAGGAAGCAUUUGACUUAUAAAUAUAUAUAUUAACAUAUUUAUUUGAAAUCCAGCACCACAACUGCUAUCAGUUUGAUAUUUGUAAAACAUAGAAUAUGAAGCUGCUUUUUUUUUUUUUUUUUUUUGGUAACAAUUAAUAAGCUGUUUGUUUGUUUGUUAUCAUUACUCUAGGUCUUGUAAUUCUUUGUCUCUUGAAAUGGCCUAAAAUUAUUUUAAAAUAUUGUUUGUAUUUCAUCUCAUGAAAAUGAAUUGUCAAAUGAGACUUUAAGUGGAGGAAAAUUUUUAAUGUUUUAAAAACAUUCUUACUGGUAUAUUUGAAUUUCCUUUUUUUUUUUUUUAAAUCAUAAAGGUCUUAAAAGCUAAUUUUGUUCUUAGGGAAAUUUAUUUUUUUAGGCCCAGUAGAUACUGGUACAUUAUAAAUUUUUUCUCAAUCCUUGUUUUUUUCUUAUUUAUGGAAAAAAAUUCUAAUUUGAAUUUUUAACACAUCUGGGUUUCAAAUUCUAAUGCUCUAGCAGUAGAAAUUGUUUAUAGCACAAUAAAAUCUUCUUUCUAAUAAAAAAGGUCUGUUAUUUAGAACAUGAUUUACUUUCAUUCUCAAAACUGUACAUUAGUUUUAGUUAGUAAAUAUUAUGAGAAUGGAAAUAAAGGACCACACUAAUUAGCUUGCCUGUAUUAAAUUACUAAAGCAAAAAAUAAGAUCUACACAGUGUUAAAUCUAUGACAUACUGGUAACACAGACUAAUUUUGGUAUGUCUAUUGGACUUAUUUAAACAUAUUUUCUUUUGAUUCUUUUUCAUUUUAUGAUUGCAUAAUUUGGACUGUUUCUGCUGAAAUUACUUGUGAUAUAAGUCAAAGUAAUGCUUGAUGUAGUUGUGAUGACAUAUUUUUAUAUGCUUUUGUUUGUGUUAUAUGUUUCUACAAAGUCUGAAUUAUUUUUGUGUUUAGACUUCAUAGAAACUUAGACUGUUUAUGAACGUUGUUUUAAUGGCUUAAUUUAUCUAUUGUAUGAAAUACAUAAGUAUGGAAGAUUGCAUGGGACUUACAAGAGUGCAAUUACUUGAUUGUGAUAGCAGAAUGCAUAUGCAUAAGUUAAUGCAAAGUUUCUUGAUCCUGUUUGUAAUAUGACUGUCAAUAUUAACAAAUGUACUCUAGAUAUAGAAUGAUGACAGACAUUUAAAACUAUGUAAUCUAGUGACUAAGUAGGUCUUUGCUAACCAAGAUUUUCUUAGUUCAAAUCUUUCAAUGAUAAAAUAUUUGAGUUUACAUUGCAUGAAAUACAAUUCUAGUCAAUGAAUUAAUUUUUGUUUGUUGUUGUUACAAUCACUUUGGUAUCUAAAUCUAAUUAUAUGAAGUCUAUUAUGUAGUUCUAAACAGUUAUUUGGACAUAGAAAUGGGCUGGUGUUCAGAAACAGAAAACAAAUACUGGCGAUACUGUUUUAUACUAUUGGAAAGCUGUUUUGAGAUGCUUUGAAAUUAAUUGCUACCAAACUAUUAUGAAUUGACAUUAUUUAGUAUGGAUGCUUUUACUCUUUUAAUAGAUUUCAGUCAAUUUAGUGUUUAUCUUGUAUUAUUGUUUUGGAUGAGUGUUUUGAUUUAAUUCUGUCUGUUCACAUGUUUCUAGAUCUGUGAGUUAUGUCAUGACUAUUCAUCAUAAAUCUACUAGUAGCUAGAAUGAUUUUAAUGAUUAGAGAUUACAUUUCUAAGUUAAAUUGUAAAAAAAAAAUAAUACUCACAACAUUCCCACUAAGUUUUGUUUUCCUUCACUGACAUUCUUGUCUUUCAUAUAGGCUUACAGAAAUACUUUCCCCUUUUAUAGAUUUUAUAGAUUAAUAACUUUUUUAAAAAACAAUUUAAGCAAUGCUCUAUAUAGUUUGUAAUACUAGUAUUUUUAAUGAAAUUCUAUUUAUAUUUUUCAUCCUUGUUAUUCAAGUAGAUCUAUUUAUAGUAAUGAGGUUAAUAUUCAUCCUUUUUUUUCAUUGUGAUUUUAAUUUUAUAUUCAUCAGAGUGUAAACAUUUUUUUUAACACACCAGUAUAAUUAAAACUCUUUUUAGUGACUAAGUGUGUACAAAUUAAAGUGCUUAUUAUUAGGAAACUCAAAAACAAAAAGUUAUCUCUGUUCAUGAGUGCAUGUUAAAAUAAGCAAGUUUGAAGAUGUAUUCUUAUGUCUAAAUCAGUCUAGCACAAUGUUUGUGUGCUCAUGUACUGAUAUAGCCUACACAAGUAAGUUGUACUAUUUCCUAAUUGCAGUGUCUCAGUUUAAAUUCAUUUGAUCAUUAUUCACUUUUUUAAAUCAAAUUUAGAAUUAAAAUCUUCCAUUAAAAUAAAUAAGUUGCAUUUUUUUUAGUGACCUUAGAGUAUAACUAUCUGAUACAGAUUUAACCUAAUUUUAAAAUAAGUGAUUGAUAUAGGAGCAACUAUUUCAAAAUACACAUCUUUUUAAUGAUUAUAAUGUGAUUUUUGUUUUGUAUAAUCUGGGAAUACAUUAACACUUAUCUUAUUAGAAAAUAAUGUUGACUUCAGGCUGUGUAUCUAAAUUGGAAAUAGGCCUUGUAUAUACUGGUUUUAAAAGAUACUUUAAAGUGCCUUUUGAAUCUCAUAUGAAAUUGUGUAGCUUAUUUUAGAAGUGUAGUUGUAGAUAAAACCUGGCAAGCUUUCAAGGAAUAAACACUUGCCAAUGUUAGAAUGGAGGCACUGUGGCUGAGUGUUAAAGCGCUUGACUUCUGAACCAGAUCCUGGGUUUGAAUCCUGGUGAAGACUGGGAUUUUAAAUUUUGGGAUGUUUAGGGUGCCUCUGUCCACCCAGUUCUAAUGGGUACCUGACAUUAGUAAAAAAAAUAAAGGAGAUUGGUCGUUGUGCUGGCCACAUGACACCCUUGUUAACCAUGGGCCACCUUUACAUCAUCUGCCCUAUAGACCACAUGAUCUGAAAGGUGAACUUACUUAACUUUAAUGUUAGAAUAAAUCUAGUGGUUUUUAAAUGUUGUCAGAUUGAAUAAACUUGACCUGUUUUCAAUAAAAUAAUUUUAAGUCAUCA